This is a messenger RNA of Ilex paraguariensis (yerba mate), 1023 nucleotides long. Lineage: Eukaryota; Viridiplantae; Streptophyta; Magnoliopsida; Aquifoliales; Aquifoliaceae. The record is from the annotation of a GenBank genome assembly.
AUGGUUGUAUCUGUUGAUAUUAGUGGCAAUUCAUCUUCGCCAGUGUCAGGUGUGACAGUGGUUGCACUUGCACCAUCAGUGCAGGCUUCUCAAGUGACAUACAUUGUGGAAUCAUCUACAGGUGAACUCUUGUUGGUUCAAAGGAAACUGAUUGUGGAUCAAUCGGAUCAUAACCAACGAAUAACCUCACGUUUCAAAAUUUUCAAGCCGCAGUUUAGACCAAGUGGAGAGGCAGACAGGGUUGAGGUGAAGAACCGGGGUGGUGAUGCCCUAUUCUUAGGUGAUAAGUAUUCCAUGGCGGUUUUGGCUCGUGACUUUCCAGGAUGCCAACCAAAUUCCAUAUACUUUACAGAUGACUACUUCAUUCUCUUUCACAAUGAAUUUUACAAGCACGAUGAAUUGGGCAUUUUCAACAUUGAUGAUGGCAAAUCCGAGAGGUUCUGCAACCUAGAUCAUCCAGAAAAGUUCUCUGCGGUGGUUGAGCCAACUAUGUUGCAAUGUCACGAGUCAACAUACAUUGUAGAAUCAUCUGCAGGUGAGCUAAUCUUGAUUCAUAGGUAUAUGGUUCCAGUCGGCGAUAGUGAAAAUCCGAAUUUCAGUUUCAGGAUUUUCAAACUUCAGUUCAAUUCAAGCGAGAGGGUUGAACUGGAAAGCCUUGGUGGUGAUGCCCUAUUCUUAAGUGAUAACCACUCAAUUGCUGUUUUAGCUUCUGACUUUCUAGUAUGCCAACCGAAUUCCAUGUACUUUACAGAUACUUGCGAAGCAAAGGUGGUUGCGGAGCCAAGAAUGUUUCGACGCUGUGAUAAAUUUUCCAUGGCUAUUUUGGCUUCUGACUUUUCGGGAUGUCGACCAAAUUCCAUAAACUUUACAAAUGAUUACAUUCGAGAACAACUUUCAGAUUUCAGGGACAUUGAUGUGUGGAUUGAUGGUAGCUUCAGAAGACUCUACAAUACAAAUUGUUCACAGGUGCCAUGCCUUUGGAUUUUGCCAACAUUGCAAGGCUACACAUCUUCAUUUGAGUGA